This is a messenger RNA of Thermothelomyces thermophilus ATCC 42464, 3712 nucleotides long. RefSeq names its product glycoside hydrolase family 3 protein. Lineage: Eukaryota; Fungi; Ascomycota; Sordariomycetes; Sordariales; Chaetomiaceae. The transcript has 5 exons. The record is from RefSeq and is a predicted model, not a curated record. Gene Ontology annotation, biological process: carbohydrate metabolic process; peptidoglycan turnover. The coding region runs from base 274 to 3057 and encodes 927 amino acids. Gene Ontology annotation, molecular function: hydrolase activity, hydrolyzing O-glycosyl compounds.
CGACUUUUGAUUCCACUUCAGUAAAAGCGACCAAGCAAACGGUACGGAACGCGCUCCACAUUGUGCUGACAUACGUAUGGUAACUUUACUGCGUUAGUUAUGGUUCCUGAGAGCAAGCAGCAUCAGCAGUAGCAGCAGUAGCAACAGCAGCAGCAUUGUUACACUUCAACUGCUGUUGGGGCUUUCCCGGACCAUUCGGCGGAGCAUUAUGCCGCCAUCGACCGAGCACCGUUCCCGAACCCACCGCGCCGAUUGCCGCAGCCCGAGCACAACAUGAGCACCUUGGAUGGCGAUUUGGACCCACUAUGGCAGGACCUCGACUGGGCCAUCGGUCAGAUGCUGAUUAUGGGAUGGGAUGGGACCGAAGUCACACCCCAGAUCCGUACUCUAAUCGAGCAGCAUCACCUGGGCUCGGUCCUGCUAACGGCAAAGAACCUCAAAUCCGCCGAGCAAACGGCAAGACUCGUCCAGGAGCUCCAGACCAUCGCCCGUCAGGCCGGCCAUCCCUACCCCCUGCUGAUUGCCCUCGACCAGGAGAAUGGCGGCGUCAACAGCCUCUUUGACGAGGACUACAUCUGCCAGUUCCCCAGCUCCAUGGGCCAGGCUGCCGCCAGCAGUGCCGACCUGGCCUACAAGAUCGCCAAGGCCACCGCUACCGAAGUCUCGGCCGUCGGUGUCAACCUGAUCUUGGGACCAGUGCUGGACGUGCUCACCAAUGCGCGCUACCAGCCGCUGGGCGUGCGAGCGACCGGCGACGACCCCCAAGAGGUCUCCCAGUACGGCAUCGCCGCUAUGAACGGCUACAAGGACGCCGGCGUUGCCACCUGCGGGAAACACUUCCCUUCCUACGGCAACCUGGAUUUUCUCGGCUCCAGCUUGGACAUCCCCAUCAUCACCCAGACCCUGGAGGAACUCUCUCUGAGCGCCCUUGUUCCCUUCCGCAACGCCAUCGCCACCGGCAAGCUGGACGCCAUGUUUGUCGGUGGCUGUGGCAUCGCGAACCCGUCCAUGAACGUCAACCACGCGUGUCUGUCUGAACAGGUGGUCGACGACCUGCUCAGAAACGAGCUCGGCUUCCAAGGUGUCGCCAUCUCGGAGUGUUUGGAGAUGGAGGGUCUCAGGAACGAGAUUGGCGUCAAAACGGGCACGGUCAUGGCAGUCGAGGCCGGGUGCGACUUGGUCAUGCUCUGUCGCGCCUACGAUGUGCAACUCGAGGCCAUUUCCGGCCUGAAACUGGGCGUGGAGAAUGAGCUCAUCACGAAAGAGCGCAUCUACACGUCGCUCAGGCGAAUCGUCCGCAUGAAGAAGUCGUGCACUUCCUGGCAGAAGGCGUUGAACCCUCCCGGCAUCAGCUUGCUGUCCAAGAUCCAUCCGGGCCACCUCGCACUCUCGCUGAAGGCCUACGACGACUCCAUCGCCGUCAUACGAGACAACGAAAAGCUGCUCCCCUUGACCUCUUCCAUGCACCAGGAAGAGGAACUGCUGCUGCUCACGCCACUGGUAAGGCCGCUACCGGCUUCCUCCAUGACCAAGGCGUUGCUGGAGAAGAAACAAAUCGACCCCGUAACACUCCACGACAAAUGGGUCCACCGUGAUCGGGGAGCCAUCAUGAGCGGCGAGGGAGUAUUUCGCGAGCUCGGAAGAUCCCUCGCUCGUGCAAGGCAUGGGAAGCUGCUACAUACAUCUUACACCGCGAACGGUGUCAGGCCAGUACACGAAAACCUCAUCAACCGAGCCUCGUGUAUCAUCAUCGUGACGGCGGACGCCAACCGCAACCUGUACCAGGCAGGCUUUACAAAGCACGUCUCCAUGAUGUGCUCAUUGCUGAGGGCAAAUGGGCAGAAGAAGUCGCUCAUCGUGGUUGCCGUCAGCUCCCCUUACGACUUCGCGAUGGACAAGUCGGUCGGGACCUACAUCUGCACCUUUGACUUCACCGAGACGGCUAUGGCCGCUCUCGUACGGGUCUUAUGCGGCAAGAUCAAGCCCCGGGGCACACUGCCCGGGACCCUCAGGAAGAGCAGAAAGGUGCUCAAAUCCAGGCAGCACUGGCUCGUCGAGCCGUACGACCGCGACCGAGACGCCAAGGGGUUACAGGACCUCCUACAAUCCUUGGCCAGAGCGAGCGCGCCUGCCCACCAGUUCCUGCAGACCACGAGCGCGCAUUCCUUUGAGCUGUUCAGCCCCAACAUCGAGGAAGCCCACUUCGUAGUGCGCAACAGCAGCACUCAGGCGCUCUACGGCUUCUGCGCAACCUACUUUGUCCAAGGGACGGGAAUUAUCGGCGCUCUCUUUGUCGACCCCGCCAAGCGCAAUGUCUCCAUCGGCAGGUCCCUCCAACGGCGAGCCCUGCGCGGCUUGACCCAGAAGCGCGGCAUCAAGAAGGUACAGCUGGGCAUGUCCUUCCCGGGCGUCUUCCUAGGCAUCCCCGCGGACGACAGCGCCGGGCUCAAGCAGUGGUUUACCAACGGGGGUUGGGACCUGCAGUUCCCACGGCGCCUCGUCAACAUGGCCGUCUCAUCUCUCAACAGCUGGAUUGCCCCCGAAGGGCUGCUGCAGAGCAUCCAGCGCGCCGGCAUCACCUUCGACCUCAUCCACGGCCUGGACAAUGCCGACAACGUGCUGGCCCACGUCAGCGCACACGCAAGCCCGGAGGUGCUGGAGCUGUACCGCUUCGCGCUGCAAGAGACCAAGAGCUGCGGUGUCGUCCGGGCCAAGGGCCACGCCGAGGCGCUGCUUGGCACGGUAAUCGUCUGCAAGCCCGGGAGCACCCUGGCCAGCUUCAUCCCGCCCCUGCAGCCCUCUCCGGCGCGGCCUGACGAGCCUGUCGGGGGGAUCGUGAGCCCGAUCGUGGCGCCGUCGUCGGCUCAGGCAACCUUGGUGCUGCAGGGUCUCGCCCUGAUGGGCCUGCGGCAGAACAAGACGCACAAGUCGCUAAAAAGUGUGCUGAGCUGGGUGCAGGAUGACGCGCAUGAGCCACUGUUGGCUAUGGGAUUCGAAGUGGUGCAGGUCUUUGAGGAGUUUACGAAUUCGCCGGAUAAUUGGCAGGACUUUUCUUGAUCUAAGAUGGCAGCUAGUCUUGGUGUUGUCAUGGUGAACGCGACUUGACUCGUAGUUGAGUGGGUUGGACAUUCUUUCGGCGACUGACGCUUAGAUAUAUGUUAUGCCCGGCUAUAUAUCCCGCAGCAUUAUUUUUUUUUUUUGAUUUCUCUCUUUCCUCGUCACCUUGGAACCUGACACUUCCAAAUUAAAUAUUUUGGUACAUAUUGUGCGCAGGUUGGAGCUGUCCCAGCUGCUAGUUCAUUAUUUUUCUUUUUGCAUUGGAACAAUCUUGAGGUGGUCGGCUCCUGUCGCUUUUGCGCGGCGCGAGUUUAUUGGACUCGUUUCCACCGGCUUAUCUCGCACGGAGCAGCGGCGCCCAGACCCUUGAGAAGCGCCGAGAGACGCCGCCGCCGCCGGGCGCGCGCCAUCAGGAAACCGGGCAAUUUCACAGAAGAGGGGUUUGCCCACCUAAGGAGCCAUGGGAUCCUGCUUUCAGGUUUGGAAGCGGCUCCUGCACCAGGACCUAGUGUAUGCGCAUGAGCAUCACCCCCAAGUUGAUUGGCAAACAACGAAGAGCUAGCUGGUGUGGUAACCGGGCCGUUGCUAUCAAACCUCAGCGGGGACCUUGGCAAGGAUCCAUCCCCAGUUAGGCCUGCUUCCGGGGUAGCCGUGA